Anguilla rostrata (American eel) is the source of this 6352-nucleotide messenger RNA. RefSeq names its product transmembrane protein 245 (gene tmem245). The transcript has 18 exons. The record is from RefSeq and is a predicted model, not a curated record. The coding region runs from base 52 to 2649 and encodes 865 amino acids. Lineage: Eukaryota; Metazoa; Chordata; Actinopteri; Anguilliformes; Anguillidae.
CACAACCUCAGUGUGGUUGUUGUAGGCACAGCUGCAGACCAGCCUGUGAAAAUGGCAGACGAAGAGGACACCGGGCAGGGGAGUGCCGUAGAUCCAGCCUCAUCUCCAGAUAGCCCGCAAAAUGAGCGCCAACCCUUCGUGACUUUCAACGAGACAGUGCACCCGGCGGUGUCAGGCAUGGUCAGCCAGCUGUUCAGUCAGCCACCGCUGGCACUCAAAUUUGACAAAAACAUUAAACAGGCCUUCUACAACACCGGGGCUAUGAUCUUCGUAGCUAUAUGCUGUGGAGCUGCUGUAUUGGUUUAUUUUAUCUUGGAGGCCUUUCUACGACCGCUUCUUUGGGCCGUUCUCUGUGGCACUUUUUUACACCCUUUUAAAUACUCUCUAGCUCGAAUCGGUCGUUCUUGGCUCAGUGGACUGCAGGACACUGGGACGCCGAUACUGUUGGGCACCUUGCUGCUUCCCGUGUGGUUCGUGAAUUAUGGUGUGGAGACGCUGGGGGCUUUAGUCAUGGAACGUCUCAAGGUGCUGCUGGCGAUCGGGGCAGGGGUUCCACUCCUCUGUUUUCUGUACUACUUCUGGAGCGUUAUUGGUAUGCAGGUGAUAAUCGGCCACGCCUGUGCUAUCAUUAGUUGCACGCUGGAUUACUUCAAUGCUAUGUGGGUUGGCACUCUUGUACUGGGCUACGUGCUGGCGGUGGCUUUCAAGUGGACCCCCGGCAUGGAGGUCUACCUGCGGGCUUUGUCAGUGCCUGUGUGGAUUGCGCUGUUGUUCUACAUGGUAUCUUUGACUGGGUCCUGGAGGGUGCCAGUCUUUGUGGUGGUGGCCAGCCUCCUCAUCAUUGGCUCCCUGCAGGAGAAACCUCAGGCGUCGAGCCAGGGGGAGCUGUCAGGGCAGGUCCUCUCCUUCGCUGCCAACACCAUCUACAUGGCCAUCUCCUGCAGUAACCUCAGACUGGGACCGGAGCAGCAGAGCUCCACAGCAACAUCUAAUGACGAUGUCGACGCCCCCAGUCAGAGACCCCGCCCGGAGUUUCGCGCGAUGCUGCACAAGGAGAAGGCGAGCGACAUAUACUUUGUGCUGCUGGUGUGGGCCAUCGUCCUGGUGCAGAUCUGGCUCAACCUGUGGAUCCUGAAGCUCCUCCCCAUUCCUGUGGCUGUCUGGGUGCUGAAGAAGCUGCUGGUGCGAUUCGGGUUCAAGGGCUUCGCCAAGAGGACCCUGACAUCGUGGUGGGCCGUGAUUGGCCAGCUCUUCAGGGAACGGCAGGAAGCCCUGCUGCCUGGGCCUAUCAAAGGCCUGGCCCAGUUCCUACUCAGAGUGGACACCAAGCUGUGGCAUUGGCUUAACAAGCAGAUGAUUGUUUGGUUGGAGCGUUCGCUUGACAAACUCAUCAGCAUCUUCAUCAUCUUCCUCCUUGUGACAGGCACCUUGCUGAUGGCUCUGCUCCUGACUGCUAUGGUUCACCAUGAAAGCGUCCACAUCAUUGAAGUCACCAGUAACCUGAUCAACGAGACCGUCUCAAACCACCCAGAGUGGGCCAACUGGCUUCCAGAGGCCCGCGUGGUCCAGAAUGCCCUGAACUCUGCUGCCACUAACGUCUAUCAGCACGGGAGAGAGUGGAUAACUCACAAGCUGCACAAGAUGCUGGGCGAUAAAGUUAACCACACGGCCGUCAUCGAGAAGCAGGUCCUGGAGCUCUGGGACCGGCUGUACCACUCCUGGUUUGUCAAGAACGUGACCCACACUGGCCGGAACCGCAUACACCGGUUACACCACCAGCGGCAGAACAGCUGGCUGGGCGACAUUCUGGACUGGCAGGACAUCGCGUCCUUCGUGCAGGAGAACAUCGAGACGCUGAUCUCGAUCCUGGAGUCCCUGUGGGUGGUGAUGAGCCGUAACAUGGGCCUGCUGAUCUCCACCACCACCACACUGCUCACUGUGCUGUUCCACAGCGGCACGGCGCUGCUCAACUUCGCCCUGUCCCUGGUGAUCUUUCUCACCACCCUCUUCUACCUGCUGAGCUCCAGUGGUGAGUACUACAAGCCUGUCAAGUGGGUGAUCAGCCUGACACCCCUGUCCCAGUCCGGGCCCUCCUCCAACAUCGUGGGCCAGUCCGUGGAAGAGGCCAUAAGAGGUGUGUUCGACGCCUCUCUGAAGAUGGCGGGGUUCUACGGUCUCUACACCUGGCUGACGCACACCAUUUUCGGCAUCAACGUCGUCUUCAUCCCCUCAGCCAUGGCGGCCAUCCUGGGCGCGGUGCCCUUCCUGGGCACGUACUGGGCGGCGCUGCCGGCGGUGCUGGACCUGUGGCUGGCGCAGGGCGAGAGCGUCAAGGCCGUGCUGCUGCUCGUCUUCCACCUCCUGCCCACCUACUUCGUGGACACGGCCAUCUACUCGGACAUUUCAGGGGGCGGCCACCCUUACCUGACGGGCCUGGCGGUGGCCGGAGGCGCCUACUACCUGGGCCUGGAGGGGGCGAUCAUCGGGCCCAUCCUGCUCUGCAUCCUGGUGGUGGCCUCCAACAUCUACAGCGCCAUGCUGAUGAGCCCCAGCAGCGCCCAGCCCACGCCCGUCACCUCCACCUGGCCCGCCCACAUCUCCAGGUCGUUCUUGGACACGCCCACCCUGCCAAAGAGGGAGACGGAGUGAGGGCGGCGUCGGCGUCCCGAUUGGCUGUCUCUCUCCCGGCCUCCGCCCCUUCGAAGCGACUGGAGCCAGCGGUCUCCUCUGCUUGUAGCGUUCUUUCCGUUUCUUUACUGCCCGCACCCUCCUCCACGGCCAAUGAGAAUCCCUCGCUGCACGGCGGAAGCUCGGAGAAGGGGUCGGAGCCCCCGGCUACCUCCCGUGGCGUGGCGUCGCCGGGCCACCAGCCACUAGAACCUCCCUACAGAAACCCCCGGAGCUGCCGGCACCACCAGCUGAAACCUGAGUGCAUCCAGAGUCCGUGUCUGCUCUGGGAGAGAAAAGCAGCAGUCAUGGCCUCAGCUAGCGGGCUGGAGCACAGUCUCCGUAGCUACGUACCAAAAAGACCGGUGGCAGAAUGGGGGUGUCACUCCCACACCGUGAGGCUACACAGGGUCCUUUUACACUUUAAACCAGGGCCGCCCCACCCUGGUCCGGGAGAGCUGGGUUUCACUUUCAGCCCGUAAUUACCAACCAGUUCAGACUGAAGGAACCUGGUGAGAGGAGCUAACUGUGUGACCAGCCGCUUUAAGUGAAUUUUCAGCCCUCCAGGACCAGGGUUUACGGAGCCCUGCUUUAAACAGAAACCCAUUCUGAUUCACCGUACUUAACAAAAAUAUUUAGAUUUUACUUUCAGCUGGUUUAAUUGAGAUCGGGCAUAGCCUUCCAUGUUAUUGGUAUUACGAUUAUUGCUAACAACCAAUGGUGUGCACGUUAAGUAAUUCUCUGAGAUCAGCACUUUAUAACAUAUAUUUAACAAUAUUUUCCGUGAUGUGACGGAGUUGGUGCUCCUCGUGUGGCCGUUCGUGAGCUGUUUGACAGCGUGGGCGGAGACGGACGCACUUCUUAAAGGAACGGGAGCACGGCUCACAAGUGGAAAUAUUGGCUUCGCAUUCCCCAGGGAGGCUCUGUCCUCCUUUCUCUGUCUACUGUAUAUAGUUUCCUAUCACUCAAAUGUUUUUUGUAUGGCUGUUCUCUUUAUCUGUGUUUUCACGUAAUGUUAUUUUAAAGUUUCGCUAACUUUGUGGCUCACCUUGACACGGUCACCUGAAAGUUUGUCUUUUUUGGCACUGCACUGGGAUAUACGGUGAUAAUUCUUAGUUUGAUUACGUUUGCACAGCUACUAAUGUGUACUAAUGAUAUCAGUGGCUACAAGCCUUCAGUUUAAAGGUUUACCUCAGUUCUCGAGGCCGGACGCGCUUAUGUUGGAUUUGGAAGAUGUACUUGCACCGCUGUUUUUAGAAGAGGACACAAAAUGUGUGUUCAUUGCUCAAGAGUUUACAUUUAAAUGUCACUGUCUCCCUGGAAGGCUGCAAGCCUGCUGUACUCUAUGGACAGGAACAACAAGGAGUGGGAACAACAGAACUCAAGGUACAAAAGCUUGCUUCCUCCUGUGCUUAAUGCACAUGCGCAUUGUUUACUACUGAUAAACUACUACCAGAUAAGAAACCACUCUUCUCUGCUCCCCUUUGAGGCCAUUGAAUCUGCUGUGUGGGCAUCUCGCUGCCAUUUUUCUGUUUAAUAACCACUUGCCUUGUCUGGGCUGACUCAGCUAGACAGUGCGCACAAUAUCACAUCCCAAGUGUAGAAACCACAAACUGCAGCCACCUCCAGCACUGUCAAACAUGUCUCUGUCUGCCCGCGAUUUUAUUACAGUUUUAGGGCACAGUCGGUGAGAGGGGCGGGGCCAGGGCUGAGCAGGCAAAUCGGCCCGGAGAUUUACGGCGCUCGUUCGUCCCAGAGACAGAGCGGUCGCGUCCUUGUCCUAAAACUUUUUUUCUCCCCAGUUUUUAGAGGAAACGACUAACUUGGUGGUGUUACGAGGAAACGGAAGGCUCUGAAAGCUUUAGCCUGGAGAUGAUCGAUAUCGGGCAGAGAAUCCCACUGCCCUCCAGAAGGGGACGGGGGUCACACUGCUCUCGGGUCCAGUCGACCUCAGGGUGUUGAAUGCUAGCCCUCUGAGACCCAGACAUCGUCAUAGUUUCAGGCCCAUGUUGUGUGUACUCAAGGCAUUCUGAGUAACAGUAGAAAAUGUCUCAUUCCAAAUAUGACGCUAAAAUAUAGCAUAGGGCCUUGGGAACUGGGAAAUGUUGUUCUAAACCGAAUGGGUAAAUGGUGCCUCUGGAAUGCCUGGAAAGCAAAGGGUCUCACAGGGCUAGAGACGUGGCGUCAUGCUUUCUCUGCAAUUUUUAUCAUCGCCAACGUUGUUGACAAAUGAAUGUGUUUUAAACCUAAGCCAUAUUGAAAUAGCGAUAGCCUUCGUGAGUCCACGGUACUCUCUGGUGAGACGGAAGGAUUAAGGGCCGGCUCGGCCUCUCCUUGCGAACUCAACCUGCUGUGUUAGCCACUUCCUGGUUUUUUUUUAUUUUUUAUCAUCGCUGGCCGUUCCUUCGAAGCGUACAGAACGAUAAUCACAAAAUUUCUUUUGUGGUCACGGCUGCUUAUUUUUAUCAGCAACACAUUUUUUCUGGGGUGCUGAGACAGCCUUUUCACUCUGGUGUACCUGACAGGCCUUGACUUCAGCGUGUGCUUGCCCACAGUUGACGGGAAGCGGUAUUAAAACUUUCGCUCAAGGAAACCGUUUAAAAAACUCAAUCGCUUGUUCGUUCUACCUGUGCCCGUGUGGACCGGUUGUGUGUUCCCCUCGCACUCGGACGGCGUUGUACGUUUACAGUUAAAAUGAUUUGUGUAGUCGUGGCCUGGCCUUGCUACUUUCACCUAGAAUGCGGAACAGGAUCUGUGUAAUUAUCGGCUUUGAAAUAGGGAUCAUUCAGAAUCAGAUUAGAUUUCACGUCGUGUUAGAGCAAAUGUACAGCAGGUUUUUAUGAACUUUCGAAGUGUCAUCCUCUUGGAAAAGCUAGUACUUUAGUGUUUUUGAUACAUGUAUAUGCUUAAUACCUUUACGCUGCCAUCACCUUCUCGCACAGGUGUACAGAAUGAGAUAGAGGAUCAUAAGAAUUAAACAGGAAAUGAGGUCAUCACCUGCAGCUCAUAACACCUGGGUACACCUUGAUGCAAGCUGCAGUGAAGCUCCAGAAAAGAAUGUCUGCUGUAUUUGAAGGGCCUUAACAGCCCUGCCCACAGAUUUGAAUUCAAGUUAUGCAAAGUGGUGUGUUUGAGCGCUAACCAGGUGUCUGGAUAUUUAUCUUUUUUCUAAGGAAUAAAACACCAUUCAAGGAUAACUUUUAACUCGAUCAUUAAGUUUCCUUACAUUAAAACUGUAGCUUGAUAUUUUUGAAAAAUGGACGGGUUAGCCAAAAUGAUUUGUGCAUUCGAUAAGAGAACAUUGAUGCGACAAAGUGAACGUUCUGUUGAUACAAUGUUGAUCAGCAACUUGAGUCAAGUAGCAUUUUAAGAUAAUCCGUAUGUUUCAUUUAAGUUUCAGUAAUACCUCUGUCACAGCACUUUGAAAUAUGCCUCACUGGGAACUCUCAACUUCACUCCACAUAGAGAAUGUUUGUUCCUCUUUGUGAACAUGUGUAAUGUGAAUUGACACUAUUGUGUGGUUAAACUUUGACAGUCUCAUGAUUGGAAAAAAUGAGAGCGCUUUCCUUGUUUGAGGCAGCAUUCAGUAUUAAAUGGCUUGGUGUACUAAUAUUGACUGUUAUCACACGAAACAAGUAAUGUAUUUUCUACUGAAAACAUUAAUACAAUAAAACUUUGGAAUACA